AAAACGGCAUUUCGUCGGCCAAUAUCUCCCUCAAACGUGCAAGUUGAAAUUCUUAUUUCUUUUCAGGUUCUUUGUCAAAUUGAUCUAGUAACAUUAAUCAUGUCCUACACAGCUCGUUCCGUUGCCCCAGCCCACACCUUGGAGCACAAGGUUUACAUUGAAAAAGAUGGUAAGCCAGUCUCUCCAUUCCACGACAUUCCAUUGUACGCCAAUGAAGAAAAGACCAUUUUGAACAUGGUUGUCGAAGUUCCAAGAUGGACCAACGCCAAGAUGGAAAUCAACAAGGAAGACAAGUUGAACCCAAUUGUUCAAGACACCAAGAAGGGUAAGUUGAGAUUUGUCCGUAACUGUUUCCCACACCACGGUUACAUUCACAACUACGGUGCCUUCCCUCAAACUUGGGAAGACCCAAACGUUGCCCACCCAGAAACUAAGGCCAAGGGUGACAACGAUCCUUUGGAUGUUUGUGAAAUUGGUGAAGCUGUUGCCACUGUUGGUGAAGUCAAGCAAGUCAAGGUUUUGGGUGUCAUGGCUCUUUUGGAUGAAGGUGAAACUGACUGGAAGGUCAUUGUCAUUGACGUCAACGACCCAUUGGCUCCAAAGCUUCACGACAUUGAAGAUGUCGAAACCCACUUGCCAGGUUUGUUGAGAGCCACCAACGAAUGGUUCAGAAUCUACAAGAUUCCUGAUGGAAAGCCAGAAAACCAAUUCGCCUUCUCUGGUGAAUGUAAGAACAAGAAGUACGCUGAAGAAGUUGUUACUGAAUGUAACGAAGCUUGGGAAAAGUUGAUCAAGGGUGAAACUCCAGCCGAUGACAUUGACUUGACCAACACCACUUUGUCUGAAUCUGCUUCAUUCUCUGCUUCUGCUGCCACUGAAGUUCCAGCUGCUACUAACGAACCAGCCGCUCCAAUUGACAAGUCUAUUGACAAGUGGUUCUUCAUCUCUGGUGCCCACUAAAUAUUUUAUAGUGUGAAUGAAUUGCAAGGUAUCUGAAUUAAA
Messenger RNA from [Candida] anglica, 1002 nucleotides. Lineage: Eukaryota; Fungi; Ascomycota; Pichiomycetes; Serinales; Debaryomycetaceae. The record is from the annotation of a GenBank genome assembly.